Messenger RNA from Sphaerodactylus townsendi, 1811 nucleotides. RefSeq names its product methanethiol oxidase-like. Gene Ontology annotation, molecular function: selenium binding; protein binding. The record is from RefSeq and is a predicted model, not a curated record. The transcript is spliced from 9 exons. Bases 16 to 1242 code for a protein of 408 amino acids. Lineage: Eukaryota; Metazoa; Chordata; Lepidosauria; Squamata; Sphaerodactylidae.
AUCCACCGUCUGCCCAUGCCGUACAUCAACGACGAACUCCACCACACCGGGUGGAACGCCUGCAGCAGCUGUUUCGGGGAUACCACCAAGAAGAGGAACAGACUUGUAUUGCCUUGUCUUGGCUCCUCUCGCAUUUAUGUGGUGGACACCGGGACUGACCUGAGGGCUCCCAGGUUGUUCAAGGUGAUUGAGCCAAGGGAGGUAUUCCAGAAAUGCGACCUGGCUUUACUGCACACCCCUCACUGCCUGGGCAGCGGGGAAGUCAUGAUCAGCUCCAUCGGGGACCCUCGAGGCAAUGGAAAAGGUGGCUUUGCCCUUCUGGAUGCAGAGACCUUUGAAGUGAAGGGGAACUGGGAGAGACCCAGCCAAGCAGCUCCCCAGGGGUAUGAUUUCUGGUACCAGCCCAGGCACAACGUCUUGCUGAGCACUGAAUGGGGGGUGCCAAAGUUCCUUGUCAGUGGGUUCAACCCAGCAGACCUGGGAAAAGGGCGCUACGGCCGCCGUGUCAACGUCUGGGACUGGACCACCCAUUGCCUUCUCCAGUCGAUUGAUUUAGGGGAGGAUUCCAUCCCCUUUGAAAUCCGGUUCCUGCACAACCCCGAUGCCGCGCAUGCCAUGGUGUGCUGCCCCCUCCCGGGCGCCGUUUUCCACAUCUACAAGACACAGGAUGGGUGUUGGACAGCAAAUAAAGUGAUCCAGGUUCCAAACAAGAAAGUGUCGGGAUGGUUAUUACCUGACAUGCCAGCCUUGAGCACCUACAUACUCAUCUCAUUGGACGACCGGUUCCUGUACUUGAGCAACUUCAUACACGGGGACGUCCGUCAGUAUGACAUCACUGACCCUUUCCAUCCCAAGCUGGUUGGCCAGGUGUUUCUGGGAGGCAGCAUCCAAAAAAGCAGUGGGGUCACCGUUCUUGAAGAUAAGGAGCUGAAUGGACAACCUGAUCCAUUCAUGAUCCAGGGAAGGAAAGUCUGGGGAGGACCCCAAAUGCUUCAGCUCAGCUUGGACGGCAAGAGACUUUACGUCACCAAUAGCCUGUACACUCCUUGGGACAAGCAGUUUUACCCCGAACUGGUCAGGGAAGGCUCCGUCAUGCUGCAGGUUGACGUGGACACGGAACACGGCGGUUUGUGCGUGAACGAGGAUUUCCUGGUGGAUUUUGGGAAUGAACCGUGGGGCCCAGCCCGGGCUCACGAGAUGCGCUACCCUGGGGGAGACUGCACCUCGGAUAUCUGGGUGUAGCCGGGAUGCUCCUACACCAGCUUUCGAUGAGGGUUGUAAAGAAGGCCCAUACGCCCAGCAGCUUGGGGGGGUCUUCUCUGCUCAGCAGAUUUUUUAAGAAAUGUAUGUUUGUGCUGAUUCGUGGUGUGGAAGUUUUCUCCUCCAGGGCAGGGUUUCUCAGUGGAGACAGCUGACUCCGUUCCAGUCGAUCUCCAGGCAAACAAGAUCAGUUACUCUGGAGAAAAUGGCUACUUCGGAGGGUGGACUCUUCUCCCUAAACCCUCCCCUCCCCAUUCAUCCUCAAAUCUCCAGGUCUUGCCUGAUACAGAGCAAAAUUUUGUGAAGGUUUGGGUGCACCUUCCCUCCUUUGAGCAUACAGGCAUAGAGCUGGAAGGAACCACAAGGGUCAUCUAGUCCACCCCCAACCCCCCUAAACAAUGCAUGAAAUUCAUAACUGCUUCCCCCACUCCCUCAGUGACCCCUGCUUAAAAGAAGAAGAAGAGGAGAAGGAGUUUGGAUUUAUAUCCCCCCUUUCUCUCCUGCAGGAGACUCAAAGGGGCUUACAAUCUCCUUGCCCUUCCCCCCUCACA